Dreissena polymorpha is the source of this 4856-nucleotide messenger RNA. RefSeq lists its product as uncharacterized. Gene Ontology annotation, biological process: signal transduction. NCBI's taxonomy places the organism in Eukaryota, Metazoa, Mollusca, Bivalvia, Myida, Dreissenidae. Bases 142 to 1224 code for a protein of 360 amino acids. Gene Ontology annotation, cellular component: cytoplasm. The transcript has 14 exons. The record is from RefSeq and is a predicted model, not a curated record.
AAAUUUACUGAGCGCGACACCGAUCUAUAACGAUGAUUACCGAUUAAACCGAAUUGAGCUUAGGUGUUCAUACAUCAAGUGCGUCUUUACGUAAACCGCGUCUUUAUGUGCAAUCGUGUGGAAUUAAAAUAAAGCUGCAAGAUGUCAGAAACGACUUACGAGCACAGGGAAAUAUCUGCGCCAAGGGUCAGCAAAUUCAACGUCUAUAUUCAGGGCGACUUAAAGCACAGUUAUUUCGUCAUUCUGACGGUACAUGACCUGGGAUGCAAUCAUCUCAGCUGGAAGGCGUUUCUGGAGCAUGAGUCGAUGACAAACCUCGCUAGCAGAGCAGCCUUCAUUCAUGUGGACAUUCCUGGACAGGAGGAUGGGGCCCCCAGUCUGCCAUCAGAUUACACGUUUCCCAGCCUGCAGAGUCUUGGAGAAGACCUGGUCUGUGUCCUUGACCAGCUGGAUGUGAAGAAUGUGGUAGGGCUUGGAGAGGGUGCAGGAGCCAACAUCCUGGCACGCUUUGCUAUGGCCCAGCCUAACCGUGUCCUAGGGGUGUGUCUGAUCCACUGUACGGGAACCACAGCAGGAUUCAUGGAGUCACUCAAGGAUAAGAUCCUGGGUUGGAAGUUGGACCACAUUGGCAUGAACCCAUCAGCGGAGUCAUACCUUGUCCUGCACAGAUUUGGAUCUUUUGACAAGGCUGAGAGCACAGAUGAGUUGAACAACGUGCUGGACAGCUUCCAGAACUCGCUCAGGUCAAAGAUCAACCCACAGAAUCUCAACAAAUAUGUGCAGGCCUUUAUGAAGCGUUCCAACAUCACAGAAUCCAUCCAGAAGAUUAAGUGCCCCGUGCUGAUGGUUACAGGGGACCAUGCCUCGUUCAACCACACAGUGCACACACUCUACUCCGCCAUGUCCCAGAAAAUGGACAAGGGCAAGAUCGAGCUGCUGGAGAUAGAGGGCGUGGCUAACGUCAUUGAGGAGCGGCCUGAGAAACUUGCCGAAAGCUUCCUGUACUUCUGCCAGGGUCUUGGAGUCGUGGGUGGAGUGCCGAUGCCCCGUGUCUCACGAUCCGGCUCCAUGGACGCAGACCUCUCCAGGCUGAACAUGCGGACCCGCAGUAUGUCCAUGGAAGAGGCCGACCUACCCAAGGGAGUCUACUCUACCAGCCCUCCCAGUCGUAUCAAUAGGAUCAAACAGGUGUCCGGUAGUGACGUGAAACUAAAAGUGGUGUAAGAGGGAUGAUUUGUUCAAUGUUCUUUCAUUGUUUUGGCAGUUUGUGCUACAUGCUAAUCUUGAAUAAAGCUUAUGUUUCAUAAUAAAAUGAUGUCAUUAUAAAUUAGCUAGAUUCUCAAUACAAUCAUAACAAGAAGAUGUUUAUUAACAUAUUUUAGGAUUAGCAUUUAUAGUGUUGACCUUGUAUUGUUUGAUUUUCAGUUGCAUUUCCAGUUUUUACUGUCUAAACGGAUGUGGCAGUUAUCUAGAAUACAUUGCAUUGCUUUAACAUGGUUUCCUUGUAGAUCUCAAUGUACCCUUGCCAAAAAUGUGUUGUCUGGGAAAUUAGAUAAUUUUUCCACUAAAUAUUGUUGUUUGUAAAAGUUAAAAUUUUAUUUUUUAUGAGUUAUACAGUUUGAAUUUAAUUAUUGGGUACUAUAAUGUGUCAAUUACCGUAAACACAUUUUUAAAACACUUUUCUCUUUUUAUGCCUCCACUUUACGAUGGGGGCAGGCACAAAGAAUCACUCUUGUCUGUCCAUCCUUCUGUUUGUCCCACUUUUUAGCUCACCUGAUUGCCCAUGUGAGCUUUUGUGACCGGUCUUGUCCGCCGUCCGUCUGUCCGUCCACAUUUGUUUGUUAACACUCUAGAGGCCACAUUUAUUGUGCGAUCUUUAUGAAACUUGGUUUUGAAGAUUUGUCUCAAUGAUAUCUCGAUCGAGUUCGAAACUGUGUCAUGCCGUGUCAAAAACUAGGUCACUAUGUAAAAAAAACACAAAAAAACUUGUAAACACUGUAGAAGUCACAUUUCAUGCCAAAUCUUCAUGUAACUUUGUCAAAAUAUUUGCCUUAAUGAUAUGUUGGUUGAGUUCAAAAGUGGUUCCGGUCCGUUGAAAAACAUGGCCGCCAGUGGGUGGGGCAGUUUUCCUUAUUUGACUAUAGAGAAACCUUGUAAACACUCUAGAAGUCACAAUUUUUGGCCAAUCAUCAUGAACAUUGGUCAAAACAUUGGUUUUAUUGAUAUCUCGGACGAGAUUGAAAAUGGUCCAGAUCAGUGAAAAAACAUUGCAGCCAGUGGGCGGGUCAUUUUUCUCUAUAUGUAUAUAGUGAAAACAUGUGAACACUCUAGAAGUCACAUUUUUGGCCCAAUUUUCAUGAAAUUUGGUCAGAACAUUUGUUGGUCAGAACAUUUGUUUCCUUGAUAUGAGAGUUGAGUUAAAAAAUGGUCAGAUGAGUUUGCAAAUGGUCCCGGUCGGUAAAAAAACUUUGCCGCCAAGGGGGGGGGGGCAGCUUUCCUUAUGUGACUAAAGAGAAACCUUACGAUCGAACACUAUAGAAAUCACAUUUUUUGCCUCAUCAUCGUGAAACUUAGUCAAUACAUUGGUUUUAUUGAUUUCUCAAACAAGUUGGAAAAUGGCUCAGAUUGGUGAAACACACUUUUUAGCUCACCUGAUUGCUCAGGUGAGGUUUUAGGAUUGGUCUUUGUCCGCCGUCCGUCCACAUUUGGUUUCUAAACACUCUAGAAUCCACAUUUCUCCAGCAUUCUUUAUCAAAGUUGCUGAAAGAUCUCAGUCAAUUUUGAUAAUGAGCAAAAUCACAUAAUUAAUGCCAUAAUUAUUGCCCUUAGAUUGUCUAAAUUUUCAUUAUAUUAUGCAAAAUCCUUGUAAACACUCUAUAGGUCACAAAUUUGUUUCAGAUUUUAUGAAUCUUGGUCAUAAUAUUUAUUUUCGAAAGCAAAGUUUGAUGUUUGGCUAGGGGGGGAUCAACACAAAAUAAAGGUAACCAGGUCAAAUCUUACAAAAACAAAAACACUCCAUGCGCCAGAGUUUUGUUUUAAAUAAUGACGAAACUUGUCCCGGAUGUUUGUCUGGGCAAUAUCUAGGUAAAGUUUUACAUUUGGUAAAGAUUGAAUGAACCUACUCCUCUCAGGUGAGCGAACUAGGGCCAUUUUGCCCUCUUGUGCAUGUCUGGCGUAACUCAAAAAGAAUUGGUGCUGGAGUGAUGAAACCAUGCAAUUAAAGUAAUCAGCAUCUUGCACAUCUUCAUAUUUGUUUGUUUUGUGUAUUUGUAGUUUUAGACAAAACAGGAAUAUGGGGGCAUCCAUGUCGUUCUGGCACGUUUAAAGUUUUGUCAGAAUUACAUUAAUGACAUAAAUAUUUUGUGAAAAUUAUCUUAUUAACUGUUGUUUCUUCCAUACGCUACUUCCAUUUUAUGUUCAAUUUUGGAUGCUGUAGACUGUUACAAAAAGUUACAAGUGAGUGUGAAAAUGUGUUAUACGAUGAUGAAACGUAUCACAGAUAUAGCAUUUUCACACUGAACCAUUAUUUGUAGUUUCUAACAUGCUGCCCUGUCUGUGUAAGGUUAGAUCUGUUGGAACAUGGCUGCUGAUAUUGCACAACACCAAUAGACAUAUGUUGUCGCCCCGCAACUACCAAAGCUCGCAUUCCUUCGCUUAUUCUUAAAUGAAAUAUAAGCCAAUUAACUCUAUCAAUGUUAUGUCAAUAGGUCACAGGAUAAUUAUGCUUUAUAUAUUAGGGAAUCAAAUUCAAAAAGGAUGUGUCCAAGGAUCAAAGCAGAAAUAUGCAAAGUAUAUUAGUUUAUUAAAUUCAACUUUAAUAUGUCAAUCGGUAACAACACAAUUAUCGGCUAAAUAUCAGCCAGUCAAAUUCAAAGAGGAUGGAUGAAUGAGGCAGAGCAGAAAAACAGAAAUUAUGUUAGCAAAUCAAUUGUGAAUAGGAUUUGUCAAUGGGUAAGAGUACAUAGAUGCCUAGUAUAUGCCAUAUUACAGUUACCAGUAUGUAGUAAAGGUUUUACUUAGUCUAAAGUUUGAUGGAAUUCAGAGACACUGUAAUCAUUAAACAAAUGGUAGAGGGUAACCUACUCUGCGAUUUCACUCAUUAAUGAUUUGAUGUAAAUGUGCACAUUUCACUGAAAAAGUUUGCACUAUGGAAACCGAUAUUAUUAACGACAUUAAUACCUUUCAUGGGUUAAUAUUUCAUAUUAUCAGACUCUGGUUUAGCUUGAGAAAGUUCUUAGUCAUAGGCAUUGUUCCUAAGCUUGUUUGAUGUUUUUACUUUUUAAGUUUUAUUCCUUGCAGUAGCUGAACAGUAGUGCUGUGAUUAACAGUUACCAUGACGACAUGUAGCACGUGUGUUCAUAAAAAUGCAUCAGUAACCGUUAUGUGGUCAUCUGUUAUCUAGUCAGUAUGUGAUGCAUGCUUUAGUUUCCACACUUUACCUUGAAGAAAAAUGCAAAAGACAUAACUUUUAGAAAUGUGUGUAAAGUCAUAUGACAAACUUUCAAUUUAUGUGUAGUUUAUGUUUCUUUUAAAAUGUUCCUCUGUGCAUUUGUUUGUAAUAAUUUCAUGAAAAUUCUGAGCUUACAUAAUAAUAAUGCUUGGAAUUAUAAAAUUCAUUGACAUGAUUUAACAUUUAAAACUUUAUGUCUGCAUUUAGGAACAUUCCUCUUUUGAUAAGAGUGUUUUGAUUAAAUCAUUGUAUUGAUGUUAAACAAGUGAAGCAGCAGUGUUUCUGGUCAAACAUGCAAAGACCUUGUGCUUUGUUUAGAUUUGUGUAUUCAGGGUUAUUACUAACACUGUAUAUAUUUCAAAGUCACAUGUAUUUCUAGUAAUUAAAUAAAUGGUUCCUUACACAG